UUCGUAAAUCGUCUAAGAACAGAAGAUAAAAAAUGAAUUUUCAUCUCGACGAAGACUUCUAUUUUACUCCAUUGAAAAGUCAUUGCAAAAUAAUAUUUUUAUAGCCAACCGGAUUUGAACUUUACUGAAGCCGCGUAAUCGAUGCACUUGGAUCGUGAAGAACGAGAAAGCUUGCAGCUCACAAAAAGUGAGUACAAAAUCUGCUUUACCGACGGCAACGUUCGCUCAGGGACCUCCAUGGAUUCGAGUACUAUCGGAACGAAGGGCAGAGGCAGGGCAGAAGCGGAUAAUUAGCAAAUCGUUUGAGGAAGAUUGGAAAAAACUUGCUGCCAUGGCAACGGGGGAUCAUCUCUUCAUUUCCAUUGCCAUGAGAAACUCCAUUUGACAGUUGGCUUAACCUUUUUCGACGAUGUCCAAAAAUUAACGUAGAACAGAUCCAUCGAGAGUUGGAACGAUGGCGCGCAAUGCAUUACGCAAAAAAGGAGAAAUCAUUUGCCUGCAGGACUCGCCCCUGGCGAGUUUCGACCACUGCAAUCGUCGCACAGGAUUCGAAGUUGACCGUAGAAAGCCAUCGAGAUUAAGGUCGAAAAAAAAUCACGAGGACAAAAUUCAACUUCGAAGAACGAAGCGAAAAAAGGUGGUUCGGGCCAAAGCACGUGCUUCCAAAUUGCCGUGCAUUCCGCAGAGGGUACUUCGCGUUCUGAAGAUUCUACGACACGAAAAAUUUCUCGACCUCGUGGACAAGUAUUUCAAGCCGUUCGAGACCGCACAAAAGUCACAAACAGACGUUCGACUGCCGACAAAUGAGAAUUCUGCAGUAACCGAUGGAGAAGCGAAGAAUAAAAGAGAAACACAGAGUUCGAAUCGUUUGAUCGAGCGAACCCGUGCUGCCCGACGGAUUCAAAGCUGCCCAACGAAUUCUUGAAUCUUUCGAUAGUUUUUA
This is a messenger RNA of Venturia canescens, 943 nucleotides long. RefSeq lists its product as uncharacterized. The record is from RefSeq and is a predicted model, not a curated record. NCBI's taxonomy places the organism in Eukaryota, Metazoa, Arthropoda, Insecta, Hymenoptera, Ichneumonidae. The coding region runs from base 455 to 925 and encodes 156 amino acids. The transcript has 2 exons.